CUCGGCUCGCCUGCGGGAAGGAAAGCGAAACAAAGCGCGGCUCCGCUCGGCGCCCGGGCUUCCAGCGCGAGGCGGCGGGCAACGCGAUUGCUCUGCGUCGGUCGGGGAUCCGCGACGGGUGCGCGCGGGCGCGUGUCGUGCCGGAGCCUCCGCUGCGCCCCGAGCGCCUCCUCCUUCGGAGUCCUUCCCCAGCAGCAGCGUCCCUUUGCCUUGCUUUUAGUGCCCGGCGAUCUCGCUCCCCACCCUCCCCACGGGACUCGGCGGCCCGAGAGAGCCGACAGGUGGGAGCGCGGCGCUCGGAGCGGAACCCGGAGUGGACCCGAGAGAGACCACCCCCCCUGCAGGUUGCCGUGACGACGCCUCCCGGCUCACCGUGAUGACAUCACCGCACAUGUGCUGCCAGAACACAGCAGUCUGCGCAGACGGCUGACGUGCGCAGGAGCUCAGCGAGGAGAUGGCCACGCAGGUGGAGGUGAAGUCAGGGGAGGCGGGGAGGGCGACGGGUCUCGGCGGGCGGCUGCGGCUCAGCCCCUUGGCCGAUUUUGGCAACAAGAGCUCCGUAGAGCCCCUCUCUGAAAGCCAGAGGCCGCUCAUCCUUGCUCCGGACCCGACCAAGCCCGUCCCGGGGCCCAAGCCCCGCCUCACCCCCAAACCGUUUGCGGUGGAGAAGAACACGGGUGUGAAACCCAUCCUCGCCCCGAAGCCUCACGCCAAGCCAAGGUCGGAGCCCACCGGACCUGGCCCCCACAAACCCGAGCCUCCCAGCACUCCCAAACCCAGUUUUAGCCCCGCCUCUACGGCCAACCGCCCCACCACUACCACUUUCAAACCCGCCCUGCAACCGAACCUCAGACACGCUCCCAAGCCGGCACCAACACCUCCCUCAGGGGAACUCGGCAAAACGACCCCGCCGGACGCGGUCAGUGCGCUGGGGGUGGGCGCGCAGCCUCCCCAGACCAAGAGCUCCCAGGUGCCACGGUCUGCCGAGUGGGCGGGUUCCACGGACCCCGAGGGGACGGGCAGGAGGCCGGAGGGCCGACAGAGGCCCAUCGUCAGGGCCAAAUCGAUGGGCUUCCUCAGCCAGCUGGGACAGGACGGUGUCGCCGGGGAGCUGGAGAGCAGAGGGGACCCGGCGGCAGAAAGAGUGGCCCCGCUGCGCGCACAAUCGAGGGGCGCCAAGCCUCGCCCCGUUUCCGCCGUCUUUCUACCUGCAGAGACCCAGCCGGCGCCCCCUGUCUCCGCCCCUCGCUGGGUUGGCCGGCGCCCUCUUUCUGCUGCCCUCACGGCCCGGUUCGAGUCCAUCGGCCUGUCGCAGCAGCGCAAAGCCGACGCUCCAGAGAAGGUGCUCCAGGAGGACAGCGGACUUGACGGGAAGAUGGGGAAAGGGGCGGAGCCUCUGCAAUCAUCGGGGACGGAAGAGAGGCUUUCGCUUUCGGGACCCGAGAGGAGGACUGAGGAGAAAGACAAAGAGGGCACGCGGAGCGGCGACGGCAUGAAGAGACUUUGUCCUUCGUCUCCUGCCGCCCGACCUCCGUCGCCUGUGGAGGCAGAGCCUCGUUCUCCAGGACAGCCAACGUCGGAGACGGACGUCCCGGUGGGCGUGAAGCAGCGAAUCAAAAAGCUGACAGAAGACAUUCCGUCCAGUCAGGCUCCGCCUCCACGACCACCGUUCAAGCCCCGCCCCCUGCACCCUGACCUCACUAAGCGGUUCGCUGCCGAGAAGCCCGAGGAUGUAAGCGGCUCUCCGCCGCGGCCCUGGGGCCGAGAGGGUCGCAGAAGCAGCGGUGCGAGGGAAGGCUCCGCUCAAGAGAAGGUGGAGGAAUUUGCCGUUCACCAGCCAAUGGAGAGAGAAGGAAUGGGAGUCGUGCUCCAGAGUCCUUCAGACCACCCCGGUCAAAUAUUUCUGGAGCAGUCGCCAGAGGGGGCCAACAGUGGUUUGGAGGGUGGACGACACGUUGAAAGCAGAACACCGGAGCCCUGUCCAGGCAGAACAGUGCAGACGGUGCGAGCCGCCCUGUUUGAGAACGUGGUCGAGAGGCACAGCGUGCAGUUGGUGGAGCCCGCGGCCAGGCCGUGGAGGAGCCUGUCCUUUCAUCAGAAAGGGACGGACCCUCCCCUGGCUCCAUGCCCAGUCCGGGUGGAGCACGUGUUUGACACCGUGCCUGCAGUAGGUGAGAGGAGGGUGACGAGCGAGCGUAUCCCUGCUGCCCAGCUGGAGGAAAAAGCCAUGACCCUGCGCUCCCGGCACUCUGGAGAUGGGGUGCUGCCCAGGACUAAUCCAACAGAGGAGGUGUCUGGACCCGUCCAGGGACCAGUGGUGUCCCAAGUAGAGGCCCGUGUUCUGAGGGUUGGGGCUCUCCAAAGGUGGGCCACUGUCGAGACGAGUAGAGAAGCACACCGAGAUGUGGACCAUGAGCUGGUGGUGGAGAGGAAAAAGCAGAUGGAAAUGGAGAGGGAAAAGCAGAGGCAGAUUGAGUUGGAGAGGGAGACAUUGAGACAAAUUGAACUCAAGAAGCAGAAGCAGGUAGAAAUGGAGAAGGAGAGGCAGAAGCAGAUUGAGAAGGAAAGGAAGAGACAGAUUGAAAUGGAGGAGGAGAGGCUGAGACAGAUUGAACUAGAGAGAUGGAGGCAAGUUGAGUUAGAGAAGGAGAAGAAAAGGCAGAUUGAACUUGAGAGGGAGCGGCUGAGACAAAUUGAACUUGAGAAGCAAAAGCUAGUUGAAAUGGAGAAGGAAAGGCAGCGAGAGAUGGAGAGGCAGCGGAUUGCAGUUGAACUUGAAAAGGAGAGGAAGAAGCAGAUGGAAAUGGAGAAGGAAAGGAAGAGACAGAUUGAAUUGGAGAGGGAAAGGCUGAGAUUUAUUGAAAUAGAGAAGCAAAGGCAGGUUGAGCUGGAGAAGGAGAGGCUGGAGAAGGAGAGGCAGAGGCAGGUUGAGCAGGUUGAGCUGGAGAAGGAGAGGCAGAGGCAGGCUGAGCUGGAGAAGGAGAGGCAGAGAAAAGCAGAAUGGUUAAAGCAAAUGGAACCAGACAGGGAGGAGGCUGGAGCACCAAAACGUUUAAAAAUGCUCGAGGGAGAGGAUCAGCUGUCCAGGCCCCGUGCAACCUUCUUUGCUCUUACCGGCCAAAUACAGGACUUCCCACCUCAAGGUAACGCGGUGCAAGGCAGGCCAGCUGGUGUAGAGUUGCCCGUUGAUGACUUCUUUGUCACCUCUGGAAGGUUGGACUCCCAUCCUCAGGUUGUCCCACUUCAGAGAAAUCCAUCCCUAAAUGUAGCCCCUCACAAGAACAUUGGCCCCCGCUGGAUGGGAGGAGUAGGGGGUGAAACGGUGUCGGACGUGUCGUGGGGGAGGGAUAGGGAAAAGGAGCAAGAAAGCCAAAGAGAGAAGGUGUUGGAGCUGCAGAGGCAUAUCAUGGAAGAGACAGAGAAGCAGAGACAGAGGGAGGCAGAACUUGAGAUGGAGAUGGAGAGGCACAUGGAGAGGCAAGAGGAGGCUCAGAAACGGAAGGGGAGACAACAGAUUCAGGAGCUGGACAGACGUUGCCAAGUGCAGAUAGAGAGCGAGCAGGAGAGAGCUCCUAUCUCACCAAGGCGACUGGAUUGGGAGCAGCCGUGGGUUGCAGGGAACCAAGAGGAACGGAGCGAGGCGCUCAGGCCACGGGUGCUCGACUUGGAUUCCAUGUUGCUGAUGGACAGGCAAUGGACAGGAACCCCGGCAGGGGACUGGUGGAAGCAGCCCACCCAAAAGCCCAACAAGCCCUACCACAUGGCCAUCCUGGACAUCGACUCCUUCCGUUCCCAGGUGCAUCUCGCGGCUCCUACGGCCGCAUUUGCCUCGGAGGACAAUCGAGGAAUGGACCUGGGGGAUGGGAACGGUACACAAGUGUGCAUGCUCAAGCCAGAAGAUGGACAAGGAAGCGUUCCAGCAAGAACUACAGGAAGAUCAGCCUCUACGCGUUCUCCUCAGCAGGACUUUUGGGAACCGAUGGAAGGGAAGGCAGCAGGAACACCCUUGGGACACAGCAAGCUGGCUGGCUACUGGGUGACCCCCGAGUCCCCACCGAAAGCUCCUCCCAAGCCCUUGCUGCACCCGGAGAAGAGGUGGUCCAGCCCUAGCCUCUCUCCAGACAAGCACUGGGCUGGUCUCCCAGCAGAAGCUGGCACCAGGAACCCCUCUGCCAAGGCAGAGCUUCCAAAAACACGGACCAUCGAAGGUCUGAGACCGGGUCACGGUACCGCUUCCGUGCCGGAGCGUCUCUGGCGGGCGCAGGAGCAGGGACCAGAGCGGCGAGAUCAAUGGAGAAAACUAAACACGCACACACAGGAGCUGUCUCGGAUGAGGUCCCGCAGCGUGUCGCGCAGGGCGGCGCCCUCGGAGAACACCACGGAGGGGUCCCUGUCCCGCAUGAGGAGCCGUAGCGCACACCGGGAGCGCGACCAGCAGAGCUGGGAGCAGCUGAAGAAGUGUGUGACGGGCGAGCGGGAGGGCCGGGACACCGACACGCUCGUCCACGAGACGGACAGCCAGUACGGCACCUGGGAGACCGGCCUGCGUACGGAGGACAGCCUGACCCCCGCCACCCCAACUUCGGACAGCAACCUCAGCUCGUCGCCGCGGAAGCCCACGCCCCCCCACACGCCCAGUGACCCGGACACGCCCGAUGCGCCGACCCCCUCGUCCCACCCGGAAGGGGAGCCGCUUCCCUUUCCCGAGACCGCCACCACUCUGCUGGACUCCAGUGCUCUGCGCUCCAGGGUGCAGCUCAGUAAGAGGCGGAGUCGGCGCACCCUCCCGUCCCGUGCGGCCCGUCACAGCGCCACCCUCUCCAUGCUGGACGAGGGCUCCGGCGACCCCGUCCAGGACUGGAUGUACUGUGACUCCACGGAGCAGAAGGCAGAGCCGACAAAUGAGGAGGAUUCCGAUGUGGAGGACCAGCCCGGUGCUGUGGAGCCCCGCCCCGUUUCCUCCCAGCAGCAGAGAGUGGCCCUCUUCCCAGGGAUGGACCCCUCUGCUCUCAAGGCUCAGCUCAGAAAGCGAGGGGACUCUGACAGUCAGACGGAUGGCUUGGCUCCCUCCCCGUCGCAGCAGUCCCGCUCACCCAAGUCCCCUUUCCUGCCCCGGGCCUCCAGAGUGCUGCCCCCUGCUGGCGGGAAGGAGAACGGGGAGGAGGCUUCGCCCCAGUGGCUGAAGGAACUCAAGUCAAAGAAGCGUUUGAGUCAAUAUGACAGUUCCAGCACCUGAGCAGCACACAUGGUUGCCUUAAGCUGGAGAAUGCGUAGAGGAAGGACGGACGCCUUAACCGCCGACGGGGAUACGAACCGAACUGGGCUGCCGCCGCUGCCAUGACGACUCCACCCCCCGCACCACCCCAAAUCCCCACCCCCACCCGCCACCCACCUGCCUGGGUGGGUCGCAUACAUGUGCAUGGUGCCUUUUUUCAGAAGAUCUAUUUUUUUGGACAGAAACGUGCAAGGACACUGCUUUUAUUUUUCCAUGCGUAGCUCCUCGAUCUGUUCCCGGCGGAAGGAGGGCGGCGCAGAGACGCCGAGAACCGGGACGGACGACUCUUAGCCUGUUGUUAUUGUUGUUGUUGCCAUUGCUGCCGUUCGGGAAGGAUGGCCUGCAGGACCAAUCGCCUCUCCACCUGGAAGUGCUCCAUCAAACUGGGAAAUAAAAAUUACAGUGGGGGGGAGAAAAAGUCCACAAGCGAAAACCUUUAUUAUUUUCUAUUUUAAGUGAAAUGUUUGAUCUAGCGCAUCGUCGCGUGUGAGUUGGCACAUUUAGCAAACGCUCACACAACAUUGCCAUAGUUUGUCUUUUUUAAAUUUUGUUUUUCCAGUGAUAU
This is a messenger RNA of Scleropages formosus (Asian bonytongue), 5840 nucleotides long. RefSeq lists its product as uncharacterized. Bases 455 to 5236 code for a protein of 1593 amino acids. The transcript has 14 exons. The record is from RefSeq and is a predicted model, not a curated record. NCBI's taxonomy places the organism in Eukaryota, Metazoa, Chordata, Actinopteri, Osteoglossiformes, Osteoglossidae.